Messenger RNA from Astrephomene gubernaculifera, 596 nucleotides. NCBI's taxonomy places the organism in Eukaryota, Viridiplantae, Chlorophyta, Chlorophyceae, Chlamydomonadales, Astrephomenaceae. The record is from the annotation of a GenBank genome assembly.
CUGGAAUGGCAGGCGACGAGGAUGAAUCUGCUGCUGCGGGGGCUGCUGCUGCUAGUGGAAGCGGCAGUGGUGGAGGUGGUGGUGGUGGUGCGGGGGGUUACGAGCCGCCCCCUUGGAGUGGAGCGCCGGAGGGUGUUGGCUACACGCUCGAGGUGCUGAAGAACGGCACCAUCGUUGAGACCCGCUCCAUCUCCUCCCAGCCCUACUACACCUUUGGUCGCAACCCCGCAGCCGACUUUGUGUUGGAGCACCCCUCCGCCUCGCGACUGCAUGCCGUACUGCAGUUCAACGGCGACACGCGGGAGCCCUACCUGUACGACCCGGGCAGCACCCACGGCACCUUCCUAAACAAGCAACGCAUCAAACCCCGCGUGUUCGUGCCGCUGGCGGUGGGGCACACGGUUCGCUUCGGCGCCAGCAGCCGGCUGUACCUGCUGGGUGGCCCCGCGGAGCUGCUGCCGCCGGAGGGGCUCAGCCGGGAGCAGCGGCGGCAGCUGGCGGCGCUGGAGGCGAGCAUGCGGAUGAGGGAGAAGGAAAAGGAGGCCGCCCAGCGCAGCAUGGCAGCUGCCCUAGCAGCCAGCAGCGGUGGAGGUGGC